AUGUCUGGAAUAGAGCAUGCAUCCAACCAAAGCAUCAAGCCUUUUAAAUCAAGCGAAAAAUACCUCUGUGCCAUGAAAGAAGACCUGGCGGAAUGGCUGGGAGACUUAUACAACAUCGACAUUCACGUCAAUAAUAUUUUGGAUGCGCUGGAGACGGGUGCACUGCUUUGUGCGCACGCCAAUAACGUGACGCGGGUGGCGGAUGAGUUUCAGAGGACGGUCGGACCCGCGGAGAUGCAGCUGCCCGCUUCUGGAGUCACUUUUGUCAGCUCUGCCCAUCCAACAACAUUCCUGGCCAGGGACAAUGUGACUAAUUUCAUCAACUGGUGUCGAAAAGAGAUGGGCGUUCCAGACGUCCUGAUGUUUGAGACAGAUGACCUUGUCCUGCGUAAGAACGAGAAGAAUUUUGUGCUGUGUCUUCUAGAGGUGGCCAGACGAGCCUCUCGUUUUGGCAUGGCUUCACCGGUCCUUAUUCAGCUGGAGCAGGAGAUAGAGGAGGAGAUUCGCGAGGAGAUGGAGGAGACUAUCCAGCCCAAACCUCAGAGGCGCUUAAUAAAUAGCCAGAACCUGGACGAAAUGGUUAAGUUCCUGAUAAGCCGAUGCACCUGCCCUUCACAGUUCCCCAUGGUGAAGGUAUCAGACGGCAAAUACAGGGUUGGAGACUCCAACACUCUCAUAUUUGUGCGGAUCUUGAGGAAUCAUAUUAUGGUGCGAGUAGGUGGAGGAUGGGACACCCUGGAGCACUAUCUCGACAAACAUGAUCCCUGUCGCUGCACUUCUCUCAUCCAUAAAUUGACACAACAUCCAGCUACUCCAGUCCAUGAGAUUAAAGAGAGGUUAACUACACCCCAGUCUGAUGCCCAGUGUGGUUCUCAGACCACUCUUCUGCUGAGCCGAUCUCAGUCUCCUCUUCAGCCAGUUGUGUGGUCCUCUUCAUCGCCCUACAGAACCCAAAGAGCAGGUCCCUCACCACCGCGCUCAUCCUACUCCCCCGACCCUGAACAUCAGCCCAGCCGCCGGAGAAACAGCCCCUCUCCUAACAAAUUAAGGGAGAGACCAAGUACGCCGUCUCAUACGCACACUUGUACUGACAGUAAAGACACCAGGAUAACAGACUCCUCCAGUAGAAAAGGCAGAGAGGCAACACGGUCAUCUCCAACGCCCCGACUCUCUACUAGUCUCCCACGGGCUUCCCACUGUCCUACCACACCGCAGCCUGAGAUACAGCGUCCUCAAACUCCCCUGGUACUUCAGAGGAACCACAAUCAGAACCAACCCCUACAAGGCCCAGAGAAGAACCUGGGUCAAACCUGGACCAAAUUACACUUUGUCUCCAAACUGAGACAAAAUUCCUCAACUGGAGUAAAAGGACGAGAGUCACAGGAUAAAGCACAACUAAUCUCAAACGGGAAAGAAUGCUUAAGCCCAGUAAUACAAAGCUGGCUUCCAAAACCUCCAAACAUCACCAUACAAGAGCCUGAGGACAAUGGAGGUCCUCAAAGAAGUCUAGGAUUCUUUCGCACAUUUUCUCCCACGAAAGGGUUAACAGGUGUCAUAUCAGAGGGACAAUAUACAAGGCCGAGAACACCAACUAAGAAAUCCACAGGAGAUGGUUUUCUCAAUGCAAAUGAGAAAACCGAACUUGAGAAAAGAGGAAACCGAUCAGUCAAGGUACAGAGUCAGAUUCUUCAAGUGCCAAACACGGUGUCACACUCUCACAUUAAUAUCUCAAGUAAUUCUUAUAGAAGUGUCCCUGAUUCUCCGAAAUCCAAAACAGGAGGCAAAGAGGGAGGCAUAGAGGGUGGUUAUCUCUACACUCUGUCUCCACUCAGUCCUGCACAGGAAGCCAUUCUCUACAAGAGCCUAGAGGAGGAAAUCUUGUCCAAUCUGCAACAGUUAAGCAUCGACUCGGAUACCAACAGCAGCUCGGAUGAAAACCUUGCUGAGACUCCUCAGAGAUCUGGAGAGAUCUCUUCAGACCGCUGUAAAGUUCCUUCCCUCAAAAAGUCUGAAAAUCAUGAACAGACAGCACGUAUCCAUUCAUGCACAUCUCACAAACCCAACAGUGAUCAUGGAGCUAGUUUUGAUGCAGUCGUGGCAGAACUCUCUAGUGCACAACGAAAAAUGGAGAAGGCGUCAGUAGAGAAGUGGGUAACUACUCUUCCUGGUGGUCUCAACGGAAAGGUAAAGGAAGACCACACUGCUUCAUCUCACCUUAAGGUCUCCAAACCUUCAAUGACCACUUCCUGGUCCUCAUUGGGGUCCAGUAUGGAUUCAAAAGACACUGGUGAACUUGUGAAGGUGUCAAUGGAUGUGGAGAGAAAAAUGACUCGUGGUAAAGCAUCAAGUGAAUAUCCAAAAAAGCAAAAGAGUUCUUUGCUGAAGCAAAGAAGAUCCUUGAAGAAGCCAGAAAGGGUGCCGUCCAUCUACAAGCUGAAAUUAAGACCAUGCGUGCAACCUCGACGUGACCACAGAUCUGACCGGAAACCCUCAAAAAUUCCAAAACCAGUUUUCUACAAAAAAAUAAGCUGCAAAGAUGGAAGUUGUCCCAGACAGAGAGAGAACGAUUUCUCAAAUGAGCGUUUCAGCUCAGAGCACAGUAAUACUUGGACCAAACCCAAAUCUCAUGCUCAAGUACAGAGUGCUAAAAAGUGCCAAAGGACAAACCAGGAGUCGCAUGCAAAUCACGAUCUGGAAUCAUGGGUAUAAUUGACAGCCCAAUUCACACUUUUAGUCAUU
Messenger RNA from Triplophysa rosa, 2739 nucleotides. Its product is annotated as GAS2-like protein 2A. Gene Ontology annotation, biological process: microtubule bundle formation; regulation of microtubule polymerization or depolymerization; actin crosslink formation. Lineage: Eukaryota; Metazoa; Chordata; Actinopteri; Cypriniformes; Nemacheilidae. The record is from RefSeq and is a predicted model, not a curated record. Gene Ontology annotation, molecular function: microtubule binding; cytoskeletal adaptor activity; actin filament binding. Bases 1 to 2709 code for a protein of 902 amino acids. Gene Ontology annotation, cellular component: cytoplasm; microtubule plus-end; stress fiber. The transcript has 6 exons.